Molecule: messenger RNA, 1761 nt
Organism: Ramularia collo-cygni
Lineage: Eukaryota; Fungi; Ascomycota; Dothideomycetes; Mycosphaerellales; Mycosphaerellaceae
Product: probable monosaccharide transporter
Exons: 3
Coding region: 1-1761 (586 amino acids)
Biological process (GO): transmembrane transport; carbohydrate transport
Cellular component (GO): membrane
Molecular function (GO): carbohydrate:proton symporter activity
Source: RefSeq, a predicted model, not a curated record
AUGGAUCACCACGAGAGCAACGACAUUGAGAAGGCCGCGCGCAACGGCUCGAUCAUCGCUACCGCCGAUGUCAACCUGACUGAGGCGCCCGUYACCUGGAAGGCCUACCUUCUCUGCGCGUUCGCAUCCUUCGGUGGUAUCUUCUUCGGAUAUGACUCGGGUUACAUCAACGGUGUGCUCAACUCUCGCCUCUUCAUUGAGGAGGUCGAGGGUCCCGGUGUCUUCCUACCUGGUGGCACGAGGGCCAUCAGCAGCAGCAACACUUCGCUCAUCGUUUCUAUCCUCUCCGCUGGUACCUUCAUUGGUGCCGUCAUGGCCGGUGAUCUCUCCGACAUGAUCGGUCGCAAGUGGACCAUCAUCAUGGGCUGCAUGAUCUACAUUGUCGGUGUCAUCCUGCAAAUGGCUGCUGAUGGCCGCGAUCUCCUCGUCGCCGGACGUGCCAUCGCCGGUAUCGGUGUCGGUUUCGAGUCUGCCAUUGUCAUCCUCUACAUGUCCGAGAUCUGCCCAAAGAAGGUUCGYGGCGCGCUCGUGUCUGGAUACCAAUUCGCCAUCACUCUUGGUCUCCUGAUUGCCGCCUGCGUCAACUACGCUUCCCGCACCCGCAACGACACUGGCCAGUACCGCAUUCCAAUCGGCAUCCAGUUCGCUUGGGGUCUGAUCCUCGCCGGUGGUCUCUUCUUCCUCCCAGACUCCCCUCGCUACUUGAUCAAGAAGCAUGGUCUCGGUACCAGCGUCAACGACCCCGCUCGCAAGGCUUUGAUGAGAGUCCGUGGUGUGAGUGCCAGCGAGGCUGACACCCACUCUCGUCUCUUGGUCGAACACGAGCUUGCCGAGAUUGUCGCCAACGAGUUGUACGAGCGUGAGCUCAUGCCUGCUGGAGGCUGGUUCCAGGGCUGGGCCAACUGCUUCCGCGGUUCCGUGUUUGACUCCAACUCGAACCUGCGCAAGACCAUUCUCGGAACCUCUCUCCAGAUGAUGCAGCAGUGGACCGGUGUCAACUUCAUCUUCUACUACUCGACACCUUUCCUCGCCUCGACUGGUGCCAUCGACAACACCUUUUUGAUCUCUUUGAUCUUCACCCUGGUCAACGUCUGCUCCACUCCAAUCUCCUUCUACACUGUUGAGAAGUUUGGUCGCCGCACGCUCCUCAUCUGGGGUGCAUUCGGCAUGUUGAUUUGCCAGUUCUUGGUUGCCAUCAUCGGUGUCACGGUCGGAUUCAACAAGACCCACCCUAUCGGUGUGGAUGAGUUCGGCGCUCCCAUUACCCGCGCCGACAACAUUUCCGCGGUCAAUGCUCAGAUUGCAUUCAUUGCCAUCUUCAUCUUCUUCUUCGCCAGCACUUGGGGCCCCGGCGCUUGGGUUCUGAUUGGUGAGGUGUUCCCACUUCCAAUCCGCUCUCGUGGUGUUGCUCUUUCUACCGCAUCCAACUGGUUGUGGAACACCAUCAUUGCUGUCAUCACYCCGUACAUGGUCGGAAAGGACAAGGGUAACCUCCAAUCUUCAGUCUUCUUCGUUUGGGGAGGACUCUGCACAUGCGCUUUCGUCUACGCCUACUUCUUGGUCCCAGAGACCAAGGGACUGUCGCUCGAGCAGGUCGACCAGAUGAUGAAGGAGACCACCCCUCGUACCUCCGCCAAGUGGCGCCCAGCCCAGACUUUCGCCCAGUACACCGCCGAGAAGAGCGGUGUCGAGAACGUUGAGCGCGGAAACUCCUUCUCGCUGCCCGUCGGCGACUCCAAGGCCCUGGCCACCUCUCACUAG